This is a messenger RNA of Volvox carteri f. nagariensis, 1197 nucleotides long. RefSeq lists its product as uncharacterized. The record is from RefSeq and is a predicted model, not a curated record. Lineage: Eukaryota; Viridiplantae; Chlorophyta; Chlorophyceae; Chlamydomonadales; Volvocaceae. The coding region runs from base 1 to 1197 and encodes 398 amino acids. The transcript has a single exon.
AUGCCGCCACCUGUGCCGGAGAUUCCACCUCCCCACAUGCCGGAGCUGCCUUCUCCUCCUCCCCUACGUAGUAAGCGAUCUCCGCCGCCACCGCCACCGCCACCACCUGUGCCAGAACCGCCGCCUCCCCCCAUGCCGGAGUUGCCUUCUCCUCCUCCCAUACGUAGUAAGCGAACUCCGCCGCCACCGCCACCGCCACCACCUGUGCCAGAACCGCCGCCUCCCCACAUGCCGGAGUUGCCUUCUCCUCCUCCCCUACGUAGUAAGCGAACUCCGCCGCCACCGCCACCGCCGCCUCCCCCCAUGCUUGAUUUGCAUCCUCCUCCUCCCUUACGAAGUAAGCGAUCUCCGCCGCCACCGCCACCGCCACCACCUGUGCCAGAACCGCCGCCUCCCCUGAUGCCGGAGUUGCCUUCUCCUCCUCCCCUACGUAGUAAGCGAUCUCCGCCGCCACCGCCACCGCCACCACCUGUGCCAGAACCGCCGCCUUCUCCAAAUCCGCCAACUCCCCGGCUUCCGGAUUCAUUUCCUCCCCCCCCUCGGGGUAAACGGGUCUCACCUCCGCAACCACCGGUACAGUUACUGCCGCCGCCACCCUUGCGAAGCCCGUCGCCGCCGCCACCCUUGCGAAGCCCGUCGCCGCCGCCACCCUUGCGAAGCCCGUCGCCGCCGCCACCCUUGCGCAGUCCGCCUCCGCCACCCUUGCGCAGUCCGCCGCGUCCGCCACCCUUGCGCAGUCCACCGCGUUCACCACCCUUGCGCAGUCCGCCGCCGCCGCCACCCUUGCGCAGUCCGCCGCCGUCAUCUCCUCUCAUUCCAUCACCUCCGCCACCCUUGCGGAGUCCUCCGUCGCUGCCACCGCCUGUGAGUCCUCCGCCACCGACAUCCCCUCCGGCGCUGCCGCCCACUCAGCCCCCGUCGCAGCCUCUACACCCGUGGAUUCCACCACCGCCGCCGCCCCAGCUGCCUCCACCUUCCCUGCCACCAUCAGUGCAGCGUCUUCCUCCACCGCCGCAAGAUCAAAAACCCCCGCCACGCGCGCGGCGGCCGGUGCUCGAUCAGCCGCCUCCCGCAGACUAUGAGCCACCCAUCGCGCUGCCUACCAGGCCGCCUAGACCCAGCUGGCCGCCACCCAUGCUCUCCCCGCCAUAUGACUACACUCCACCCCCUUAUGAACAGGAGUCCAUAGAUGGGUAA